Molecule: messenger RNA, 504 nt
Organism: Sclerotinia borealis F-4128
Lineage: Eukaryota; Fungi; Ascomycota; Leotiomycetes; Helotiales; Sclerotiniaceae
Source: the annotation of a GenBank genome assembly
AUGGCGAAAAAAUCUAAAGAUACUCCAUCCAGAGCAAAAGCUCCGCAGAAGCCAACGAAUGUUACUGUAGACAAGACCGUGUCGGUUACCGAGACCCACAACGCCAACACAGUCUCAAGCCCGACUUACGAGUCCAUCGGCGUUGAUAAGGCGUCCGCUAAGGUUCAUAGCGAGGCAAUUCCAUCGAGCUCUAACGAGGAGUCAUCCAGUGCCGAACUUGCGGAAGAAAAUCAUCGCUUUUCUGAUGCAUAUUCGAACAUGAGUCGUCAGACUCCCAGUUGCGAAAUGUGUACCGACAAAUCGAGAGUUUGUGGAUUCUGUUCCCGUGAUGGCCAGAAUUACGACACUUGGUCCGAUAAUACCGGUGGACAUGAAUACACAACCGACAUGAACAAGCCUGAGGACAGGAUACAAUUACAGACUUGGACGUAUGAGACUUCUCAGGUAACGAUCGCUGAAAGAUUAGAACAGAGAAAGUGGUACAGUCCAGACCAGAAUUUCUGA